Didymodactylos carnosus is the source of this 1881-nucleotide messenger RNA. The record is from the annotation of a GenBank genome assembly. NCBI's taxonomy places the organism in Eukaryota, Metazoa, Rotifera, Eurotatoria, Philodinida, Philodinidae.
AUGAUGAAUAGUCGUUCAACUAUUGCUUAUUCUGCUCGUAAGCCACUUGAAAAUGGAAUACAAACAAUUGCUGAUACACCAUUACAACAGCCAGACAUAGAAGGAAGAGAAGCGGAUUCGUUAGCAAAUGUUGUACGAACUGCUCAGCGUUUACAUAAAUGGGUGAAACGACGUCAACAACAAAUAAGUCCACAGCCAAGUGAUUCUUUUCUCGAAAAAUUUGCACCGGCUGCUCGUGAAGUAUUACUUGAAGAUCAAAAUAGUAAAAAAUGGGUUGUCGAUCCAUCUAAAAAUUUUUAUUACUAUUGGUCAGCGGUUGUUUCAUUAGCUGUUAUUUAUAAUUUUAUUUUAUUAAUUGGUAGAACUGCAUUUUUACUAUUACAAAGUAAACUAUUGAUAGUGUGGUUAAUACUUGAUUAUUUAUGUGACUUUUGUUAUAUUGCCGAUACUAUUCUGCAAACGAGAAAAGGUUAUUUGGAGCAAGGUUUAUUAGUUCGGGAUUUGAAAAAACUUCGUCGUCAUUAUAUUAAAAGUCGUUCAUUUAUUCUCGAUAUUAUAUCAUUAAUACCAACUGAUUUCUUUUAUUUUAUACCCAGUUUACAUUUGACCUCAUUUUUGAGAGCAAAUCGUUUAUUUCGUAUGUAUCGUGUAUUUGAAUUUUCAGAUAAAGUUGAAACACAAACAAAUCAUCCAAAUAUAUUUCGACUUGUAUCGUUAUUAAUUAUUAUUCUUAUUAUUAUACAUUGGAAUGCUUGUUUCUAUUUUAUAAUUAGUCGAUGGAUUGGUUAUUCGUCAGAUGGAUGGGUAUAUAAUAUGACAACAGUGACAGGUUCAACAUUAAGAACACAAUAUUUAUACUGUUUUUUUUGGUCAACACUUGUAUUAACAAAUAUUGGUGAAGUACCACCGCCCGAAACUGAUAUUGAAGUACUUUUUGUCACAGCCGAUUUUCUAGUCGGCGUUUUAAUAUUUGCAACAAUCGUUGGAAAUGUUGGUAGUAUAAUUGCUAGUAUGAAUGCUGUAAGAGCCGAUUUUCGACAAAAAGUUGAUCAAGUUAAACAAUAUAUGGAAUUUCGAAAAGUUGGAAAAGAUCUUGAAAGACGUGUUAUUACGUGGUUUGACUAUUUAUGGUUACAAAAGCAAACGGCUAAUGAAGAUUAUAUACUUGGAAGUCUUCCACAAAAACUUCGUGUUGAAAUAGCAAUUCAUGUACAUUUAGCUACAUUAAAACGUGUACCAAUUUUUUCUAAUGCAGAACCGGGUCUAUUAGUCGAAUUGGUGACACGUUUAAAAUUGCAAAUAUACAGUCCCUAUGAUUAUGUGUGUAAAAAAGGUGAUAUUGGUAAAGAAAUGUAUAUUAUCAAACGUGGUCGUUUAAGUGUUGUUUCUGAUGAUGGGAAAACUGUAUUUGUUACAUUAGAUGAAGGAAGUGUAUUUGGUGAAAUAGCUAUUCUAAAUAUACCCGGAAGUAAAAAUGGAAAUAGAAGAACAGCAAAUAUUCGAAGUGUCGGAUAUUCUGAUUUAUUUUCGUUGACAAAGCAAGAUUUAUGGGAAGUAUUGGCUGAAUAUCCAUCAGCUCGAGAUACAUUACUUGAACAAGGUAAAGCUUUACUAAGAAAAGAUAAUUUAUUGGAUGAAGCUGCAGCACAGCAAGCCAAACAAGAAGAACUUCAAAUGCCAGAUAAAGUUGGUCAAUUAGAAACAAAUAUUGAUAAUUUAGAAACGCGUCUAGCACGGUUGAUGGGGGAAUAUACGGUUAAUAAUAAUACAUUAGGUAUGAGAUUGAUUACCGUUGAAAAAUUGGCUGAGGAAAAAAGAGCAAAAACAACGACACUAUUACCCGAUAAUAAUGAUAUUAAUACACGUGAAGAUGACGUUUAA